Molecule: messenger RNA, 1568 nt
Organism: Syngnathus acus (greater pipefish)
Lineage: Eukaryota; Metazoa; Chordata; Actinopteri; Syngnathiformes; Syngnathidae
Product: histone H3-like
Exons: 1
Coding region: 403-813 (136 amino acids)
Cellular component (GO): nucleosome
Molecular function (GO): structural constituent of chromatin; protein heterodimerization activity; DNA binding
Source: RefSeq, a predicted model, not a curated record
GUUUUUAUUUUGGAGACGAUCCCCGUGCGGACACUGAUGCAAGAAAAAGGCAUUGACGGAAAGUUCAAAUAACAGAAACAAUAUUUAAAAAACGUUCCUUUGGUCACCACACCACAAUUUAUUUUCCUUAACAUCACUGAGCACAAUGCUUGUGUAACAAUAUAUAAGUUUUAGUACGUUUGGGUGAGGACUAAUCCUUUUAAAGAUGAUGCCCCGGAAGCGGUCAAGCUAUUUGGCUAAGGCUGAUUGGCUAAAUUCAAUUUCUUCUUCACCAAUCAUUUAACAGAUAUUUCUUCGCGCCAUUUCUCCUGACCAAUCAGGUCUGGCGUGUCUGUAGCGGGUUGCUAUAAAAGCCACUCGCCGAAGUGCUCGAAAAUAUACUUUUCUUUCAAACUACGCACAAUGGCAAGAACCAAGCAGACUGCUCGUAAAUCCACCGGUGGUAAAGCCCCCAGGAAGCAGCUGGCGACCAAAGCUGCUCGUAAGAGUGCUCCUGCAACUGGUGGCGUCAAGAAGCCUCAUCGCUACAGGCCUGGUACCGUAGCCCUCCGUGAGAUUCGUCGUUACCAGAAGUCCACUGAACUGCUUAUUCGCAAGCUGCCCUUCCAGCGUUUGGUUAGGGAGAUCGCCCAGGAUUUCAAAACCGAUCUGCGCUUCCAGAGCUCCGCAGUGAUGGCGCUGCAGGAGUCCAGCGAGGCGUACCUAGUAGGUUUGUUCGAGGACACCAAUUUGUGUGCCAUCCACGCUAAGAGGGUCACCAUCAUGCCCAAAGACAUCCAACUGGCACGUCGCAUCCGUGGAGAGAGAGCUUGAGCUUUCUAUUUUGGUCACUGACACACCCUAACGGCUCUUUUAAGAGCCACAACCAAACCUAAAGUUCUCAUUCCUGUUGCUUCAUGAUCUGUUGAAACUCAGAAGUGGAAAAUGUGAUAUCAAUCUUUUCAAAGAGCACAAAUUGCUUAGUAAAAUGCUAAUCGGUUGAGAAAUGAUAUAUUUGAUGAAUAAUACAUCUUGCCAAAUUUAUUUUUCAUUUCAGAAUAUGUGAAUACUGUAGUUGAUGCUUGGACUGCAGGUUUACACUUUUAAAAGUUGCAUAACACAGCUUUCAUAAAUUAAUAACAAGGGUUAGAGGCAAUUCUUAGGAAGUAAGACUAGUUUAAUUAUGGUUUAUGUAGCACUUGAUACACAAGGCCACGAAGUGCUUUUAGUUGGUUACAAUAAAGAAUGUAUAAGUGUAUAUAAAAGCAAUGUCGAAAAGCAAGUUCUCUUAAAUUACUUGAUGUGAAAGUGAUCACCAGGAACAAAGGAAUGGGGGAGCAAUGUUUAACCUGCAUUUAAAAGCAAAUUACAAACACCCACGCUACUAUUGUGCUGUAUAAGUAAAAUAACUAUUUAUUCCUAAUUUAAUACCUAACUAAAUAAUUGCAUUUAGUGAGGUUUAUACGAAUUCUGAGAAGUCUGUUUUAUAGGUAUUUCAUGCAUUAAUAUGGAUAUACAAAAUAAAAAAGACACGAUUUGGAUACUGACAUCCAAACCAUAUAGUUACAAAAUUAUCUAGGGAAUUGCUG